Triplophysa rosa is the source of this 2729-nucleotide messenger RNA. RefSeq lists its product as uncharacterized. The transcript is spliced from 5 exons. Lineage: Eukaryota; Metazoa; Chordata; Actinopteri; Cypriniformes; Nemacheilidae. The coding region runs from base 460 to 1080 and encodes 206 amino acids. The record is from RefSeq and is a predicted model, not a curated record.
UUUAGAAAGAUUUCUAAUUUGAUUUUCUUAAACAAGUUCAGUUGUGUAGUGGACAAAACUAUUUUCACUUGACAGUCUGUCACCACUUCUGUCUGGUUGGUAAGAGAGCUCUGGUUCAGUAAUGUGGGUGGUGCUGAAUGUGACAUUCAUGUGUUAUAUUCUUUUGCUGAGGACUUUUUGCUUUGAUCAUGUCAAGGUGUGAAGUUUGUUCAUUCUUAUAUUAUAACAAUUUUUUUUAAAUGAAACCAGUACAAGAGGAACUUGCAUAUUCGGGCAGAGUACUGUAAAACUAACAUGGGCGCUUUGUUUGGAAAAACUGUUUUUGCUGAACUCAGGAGUCGUAUCAUGCAUCUCUUGGCUAUUGAGAAUGCACCUGCAUAUUAACGUUGGAAAACAUUUUCUAAUUGUGUUUCAGGUGUGUUUGCUCCUGAUGCAGAUGAAGAGAAGACCAUCACAGUGAUGGAGGGAGAUUCUGUCACUCUACGCACCAAUCUAACUCAAAUACAAAAAGAUGAUCAGAUACUGUGGAUGCUAAAAAUGAACAACAAGAACAUUUGUGUAGCUGAAGUAUAUAUGCGUUACAAUAAAAGCCGUAUAUACGACGAUAUUGAUAAUGGAAGGUUCAGAGGCAGACUGAAGAUGGACAAUCAGACAGGAUCUCUCACCAUCACACACAUGAGAAUCACAGACUCUGGACUUUAUCAACUAAACAUCAUCAACAGCGGUGGAACCUUAUACGCAAGAUUCCGUGUAAUUGUCUCUCGUCUGCCUGUUCCUGUCAUCGGCAGAAACGCCUCACAAAAUGCAUCAUCAGAGAGCUCAGAAAGUGGGCCUGUCAGGAUUGGUAUAACCACUAUUGCAGUGAUCAUCAUUGUAGUAGCAGCGGUGGUCUUCAUUCUCGCAGCAUUCGCUGUCAUUACCUUUAAGUGCGAUAACCAAGCAAGACAGGAGGUUGAGGAAACAGAGAUGAAACCUAUGAACAACAAUAAUAAGGCACAUGAUGGCGAUGGGGUUUCUGCGCCUUCAAACGGAGUUUCACAUGAGUGCAGUGUUCCUGUAGCUGGUAGAGCGAUGCGCUAGCAACCUUAAGGUCCAGAAAACAUGCAUGUUGAUAAAUGACAUGUUUAGGCUAAAUACACUUUAAGCCUAUACACCAGUGCCCUCCAUAAUGUCUGGGAUUAAGAUUUUGUUUUAGCUAUAUAUGAUGUCCCUGGAUCAGACACCCACCAGACAGAAGUGGACCAGUUGGAUCACAGCUUUAGUGAAACUGAAACACCAGACGGAUCUGAGGACUUAAAAAAGUGUUAUAACUGGUGUUUUAUGACAUAGAUUAAAACGAGAAAUUAUUUGGGGGUUUUGUUAAGCACAGAGCUUAUUAGAGGCGAUUUACAAAAAAACCCAUAGACUUUGGAGCGAUGGAACCCGGAAGUCCGGGUUCCAAAUGGUUUGCAUACAAAAAUGUGUCAAUUUUAUGAACUUUUGUAAUUUUUUUAUUAUAUUUUAUAAAAUGUUUUUUUUUUGUUGUUAAUGUAUUUUAAAAAUGGACUUGACACGUGUGCUUUAAGUUGUAAGAGUCCCCCUCCAUUCAUGAAGGGCUCAAAUGUACUGUAACUACAGGAUGACUCGUAAUCAUAUACACUUGUUACAAAUGUUGUUAAAUUAUGAUAAUGUUGUUUACACUUUAAAAACGAUUGUUGCCUUAUAUGAAGUUAAAAAGAGAAGGGUGAAGUGUUUUCAAGAACCUUAAGUUGUUGGGGUCUCUGGCUAUUUACAGUAAGGUUUGUGUUAAAGUUGUGUAGUCUGUUGUAUGCAUUGGAGGCCUACACACGCUUGACCAGCACAGUUCUAUAGAUACUUACUGUAAGCACAACCUUUCUUUAUUAUGAGUUUUGAAGUCGAGGAAUAAUUUAAGGGAAGAGUUAAUCAAUACAAUUUUGUAUGUAAAAUUGUAGAAUUUACAUGUAUAUAGUUAAAUAUAUUACAGCAGUUGGCAGCAAAAAAAACCACAUACAUUUUGUUACUGUACCAACAACAUCCAUUUAUUUCACCCAUUCUCAAUUUAUUCAUUUAUGUUUAGUCAUUUCAUUUAGAUUUUUGUUUUUUUCUUAUGUUAAAGCUCUUUAAACAAAGUCAAGAUAACAUGAUGUUAAAGUCACACUUUCUAUGUGCAAUUUGUCCAGUAGGUGGCCUCAUUACUCUACAGUCUCGAUAUAAAAUGCACUUAAAGGAAUAGCUCACCCCAAAAGGAAAAUCCCUACUUUCUCCUGCAGAACACAAAAGAUGAUAUUUCGAAGAAUGUCGGUAUUUUGAAAACCCUACCCACUGAGUUCUACUGUAUGGACACAAACCCAUAACAAGUCAAUUUGAGUUUUCUGUAACCUGUUAAUCUUGACUUUCACUGUGUUGUGAGUUGACCAUGGUUCUGUCUGUCCAUAUGCUCAUAUGAUGCCUAUUUGACAAAAAGUAUUUAUUAGACAAAGUAAUAGAAAGCAGAAACAUGUUUAAUUGCUUAGAGAGCAAAACUGUCAUUCUCUGAAUCUCUCUGUGAUAAUGAGCUAACAGGAAGUAGAUGAAAAGGAAGUCUAUAUUAUCAUGAAUGUGUGUGAUGUUUAUUCAUUGACCUGUGACGGAUCUCUCGUGUGAAGUCUGUAGAUGACCUCUGUGUAUUCUGACACGUUCUUCUCAUCUCUCAGCGUUUCAUCUGAAAGCACAUGUGUGUUACAAUUGUU